AUGACACACUUGGAGAUGGUUUAUCUCAUGAACAUUGGGUUGUUUAUACCCCACACUAACGACAUCUUCGUUUUCAUAAACGUGAGUAAGAAAUGUCAGACAGCUAUUCGAUCUCUUCUUAUUUCUCCAUGGUACAACCAGAAGUUGGAUGUUCUAUUCUCAAAACGAGAGACUCUUUCAAUUCAAUCAUUCCACCAAUACAAUCCCAUCGUGUCACAACUUUUCAAAUCUCCAAUUCGUGUUGAAUUUCUAGAUCCUCCAAUUCUAUCCGAAAUCCCAGAUUCUCUUGUUCCGCUCACUUCAUCUGGCAUCAACUUCCCGCGAUCUCCUCUUUCAAAUUUUUUCGAACUUAAAAGGUUUAUUUUCCAGUUUGAAUACGAUCUCAGUAAUCUGCAAGAGACCGAAACGACUCUAAUGCAGAACGACUGGGAUGGAUUAGCUUCAUUGCCAAAACUCAAAAUUGUCAUAAUCAAUUGCAUUUACAAAGCAACACCUUUUCUCUUUUCCUUUGAUUCCGUCCAUUCUUUCAACAACAUUUUAGUCCAACUCACAAAAAAAUUGACCAGUCACGGGAACUUCCGUGUUGUUUUAGAAAUGAAAGACUUGGACGACUAUUGUGUAAACAAGCUUAAAACAAGCGAUAGAGUAUUUAUGAUGUUAACCGGCGUCGUGACGAAAAGCGUCGUAAACGCACUCUUGAAUAAUUCUUUAAUUAUUAAAAAUUCAAGGAAAAUACUUUUUAGCUACAGCCAAGUGAUCGACGGGACAUUUGAAAGACUCUCAUGGUUAUACGCCCCAUCAUCUGUAAUUUUAAGAUCCGUAGAUUCAUAUCACAUCGUUCUGUCUCCUGAAGAGAGUGAAGAUGAGAUUGAAAACGACGGAACGGUUGGAACGCAAUAUUUUGAUUUUUCAAAAUUUUUCUUCGUCGAGGACUUUGACGUAUUGUUUGACAAAACUCACAUUGAGAUUUUAUUACCAACAGAGAAUUUGAAAAGACUUUCGACAAAUUGCAAAGUCAUAAAUUUGCCUGAGAUUCAAUUGGAAUCACUCGAAAUACGAUCGUUUGAAGAAAAGUUAAAUUUUCCACAGACGUUAAAAGAUUUAUCACUUUUCAACUCACCUCUCACCGAGAUUGAGGUGCCAGAACGGCUAGAGAAUUGUUCAAUAAUGCAAUGUGAUAAAUUGGUGAGUCUCAAAGUGCCAGAGAAUGUGACACAACUUAGAGUGACCAAUUGUUCUUUUCUCACUCAACUUACUAUACCAAAACGAACGAGAAAUGUGACUUUAAUAAACAUUGGUAUAAAAGUCGUGACACUGCCGACUACUCUCACUUUUAUGUGUAUUGGAAGAGACGUUAUAAUCAACAAUGAGGCAGAUCUCAAAAUUCAUAAUUCAUUCCUCAGACUUAAAGGAGGUUGA
Entamoeba invadens IP1 is the source of this 1419-nucleotide messenger RNA. RefSeq lists its product as hypothetical. Bases 1 to 1419 code for a protein of 472 amino acids. Lineage: Eukaryota; Evosea; Mastigamoebida; Endamoebidae. The transcript has a single exon. The record is from RefSeq and is a predicted model, not a curated record.